Messenger RNA from Oncorhynchus gorbuscha (pink salmon), 961 nucleotides. RefSeq names its product gastrula zinc finger protein XlCGF67.1-like. The record is from RefSeq and is a predicted model, not a curated record. The coding region runs from base 26 to 628 and encodes 200 amino acids. The transcript has 3 exons. Lineage: Eukaryota; Metazoa; Chordata; Actinopteri; Salmoniformes; Salmonidae. Gene Ontology annotation, molecular function: DNA-binding transcription repressor activity, RNA polymerase II-specific. Gene Ontology annotation, biological process: negative regulation of transcription by RNA polymerase II.
GAGUCUCUCCAGAUCAGAACACCAGAUGUCCCUGUAUCGUGCCUCUCCCGGUAGCACCUUACUGCUGGGUAUGAAGAGGUUGUCUGUGCUGCUGGUGGACUGCAGGAAAACAACGGGGCUGAGUGGAACUGUGAGAGGAGGAGAAGAGAAGAAAGGUUCAGAUUUGACACAUCAAAGAGAAAGACCAGACUCAGAGGAACCAGAGCCAGGGACGUCCAAACCAGCAAGACGACACCAGUGCUCCCAGUGUGAAAAGAGUUUUAAACAGGAAGCACAACUGAAAAAACAUAAGAGAAUACACACAGGGGAGAAAUCUUACCAAUGCUCCCAAUGUGGAAAGUGUUUCACCCGGUCCGGGAUGCUGAAACGACAUGAGAGAAUACACACAGGAGAGAAGCCUUACCACUGCUCCCAGUGUGGAAAGUGUUUCACCUGGUCGGGGAUGCUGAAACGACAUGAGAGAAUACACACGGGAGAGAAGCCUGGAGAGAAGCCUUACCACUGCUCCCAGUGUGGAAAGUGUUUCAAGCAGUCGGGGGAGCUGAAACAGCAUGAGAGAAUACACACGGGGAGAAGCCUUACCACUGCUCCCAGUGUGGAAAGUGUUUCACCUGGUCGGGGAUGCUGAAACAACAUGAGAUAAUACACACAGGAGAGAAGCCCUACCACUGCUCCCAAUGUGGAAAGUGUUUCAACCAGAGUGGACACCUGAAACAACACGAGAGAAUACACACAGGGGAGAAGCCUUACCACUGCUCUGAGAGAACAUGAGAGAAUACACACAGGGGAGAAGCCUUACCACUGCUCCCAAUGUGGAAAGUGUUUCACUCAGUCGGGGAAGCUGAAAAAACAUGAGAAAAUACACACAGGAGAGAAGCCCUACCACUGCUCCCAAUGUGGAAAGUGUUUCAACCAGAGUGGACACCUGAAACGACAUGAGAGAAUACACACGGGAGAGAAG